AUGGUCACUGCUGUCGCUGUCAUCUCCGGUAACUCUACCGUCACUGGUACUAUCACUUUCAACCAAGCAUCAGCUGCUGAGCAAAUCAACAUUGCCUGGAACAUCACUGGUAGCACACCCAACUCUCUCCGUGGUUUCCACGUCCACGCUUAUGGUGAUCUCACCAAUGGCUGUGCUUCUACUGGCAGCCAUUUCAACCCCCUCAACGAGACCCAUGGUGCUCCUUCUGACUCUGUCCGUCACUUUGGUGAUCUUGGAAACAUUUGGACUGAUGCUUCUGGUGCUUCCCUUGGUUCUACCACAGACCGUCUUUUGACCCUCUUUGGUGAGAACUCCAUUCUCGGCAGAGCGGUUGUUGUUCACACUGGUACUGAUGAUUUGGGCAAGGGCGGUAAUGCUGAUUCUCUCAAAACUGGUAAUGCUGGUGGCAGAGCUGCCUGCGGUAUCAUUGGCAUUGCUCCUACUCCUAGCAACACUGGCACCACUACUGCUGUCACCACUGUCACUGUAACUGUCGCCGGAACUGACUGUGCUACUGCUGCUGAGGCUACUUCCACUGCUUCAAAAUAA
Messenger RNA from Magnusiomyces paraingens, 570 nucleotides. RefSeq lists its product as uncharacterized. Gene Ontology annotation, molecular function: copper ion binding; superoxide dismutase activity. The record is from RefSeq and is a predicted model, not a curated record. The coding region runs from base 1 to 570 and encodes 189 amino acids. The transcript is spliced from 2 exons. Gene Ontology annotation, biological process: removal of superoxide radicals. Lineage: Eukaryota; Fungi; Ascomycota; Dipodascomycetes; Dipodascales; Dipodascaceae.